GUCUCCCAGGGCUCCUAUGAUUCCCAAGUACCAAGUCCUCAGUGUGAUGUUCAAGGACAGACACUGAGCUUCCCACUACUGCAUAUCAGGCACUGGCAUGGAUUAAUUUACUUAAUCACAACAACCCAGUAAGGUGGAUAGUAUGACAUCCCAUUUUUAUAGUUGGGGACAAUAAGGCAUGGAGAGGUUUAGUAACUCCUCCAACAUCGCACAGCUGGGAAGGGGCAAAGCUAGGAUUUGAACCUGGGCCAUCUAGCUGGAGGGUCUCCUUGCUUAAUCAUCAUGCUGUACUGCCUCUGGAAGUGAGGACCUCCCUGAGGCGGUGACUUUUGAAGUGGUAGCUUAGAACAGUUCAGGCAGAAUAAUAACUCCUACAUCACAGGGUGGGUGUGAACACCCAGUGAGGGCUUAGGGUGGUGCUCAGCACUCAGUAAGAUGCUCAGAAAAUAUGAGCUUAAAAAGGGAUUAAGGAAGAUUUUUACAGAGGCAAUGCUGAGUAGGGUUUUGAAGGGUAUGUAGGAGUCUUCCAGGAGGACUGGGUUAGGGGAAAGAUACCAGAAGGCCCAGCAAGGACAAAAGAAGAGAAAGGCAUAUACUGUGGCCUUUCUGGCUGACUGUGACCCAUGGCAAGUUGCCCUUCACCUGGAAGUUUUUCCAGACAGACCUCCCCCAGGUUUCUCCAGCUGUGCCAGCCCUGACUACACUGGAAGGGCAGGGGGUGUGGAUGUGAGACCCAGAACUGAGUUCUUUCCUGUUUCCAGCCUCACCUAGUACAGGCCUGGGACCCCAUUCAGCUACCAUUUAUUAAGUAGAUAUGCUCUGCCUCUCCUGCUCACAUUCUAUGUCUCCCAUUUACUUGGGGAGCCAGUUCCCCGGCUUGGCUUGCCCUGCCUUGCUUGAACGGCCCUGCUAACCUCCUGCUGCUUCCUUUUGGACCCUGCCUCCAGCCACCCUGCCUUGACCCGCAAAGAGCACCUGGUUGCAGACUUCCAAGUUUUUGCACACACUGUUUCCUGCCAGGGAUGUCCUUCCUUUAGGGCCCAAUGUUAAGAUCUUUUUUUCUUUUAGGCUCGUCUCAGACCUCACUGACUCCUGUGGGAUCUUCUAGGUCCUUCUCACUGCCCAUCCUAACCCCUGGGGCUGGGAUCAUCUUUCACCCAGCUUUGGCUCCUAUCAUAAAUAAGAGGCCUAUGUUCAGGGCUGAGGCCUCUCUGGGGUGUCAGAGAGGGCAUGAGAGUGUCAGGACCUGGGAGCUGGUCUCAGUGCAGCCCUCUGUCCCCCCUACUCUAAGCAACCCUCUUCUGGCCCGCCUACCCCUGGACCCUGACUACUCCGUGCCUUGCUAUUGCUCACCUCCGGUCACCCUCCAACGUGUGUUUGCCUGCUAAUGAGAAGUGUGACAAGUGCUGCGGUUCGCUGAGCGGCUGCCCUGGGGCUGGAGAGCAGGAGGGGCUGGAGUGCUCUGGGCUGGCUCUCAGGAAACCUUCACCACACACCCCACUCCCAGGCCCUUCCUCAGAAAAGACCUUGGAAUAUACAUUUCACUGGUCCAGGACCCCAGAGCCAGAGACCUUGCAGCUGGCUGCACCCGAAAACACAGUGACAAUUGGAACCUGGAGGCCAGGGAGAGGCUCGGGGCUUCAGUUGCAUGGGUCCCUCCCCAACUCAGACUCACAGAAGCACUGUAAUGACCAGGACCCUCCAAAGAGGCAUCACAGCAACACUAAGAACCCCUGGGAGACCAGCUCUUCCAAAACCAAAGUCCACCGUGAUGAUUCCCGAAUCCCAGAAGCUUCUGAGAUGUGAACUGGAGUCACUCAGGUGUCAGCUACAGGCCCAGACCAAGGCUUUCGAGUUCCUAAACCACUCAGUGACCGUGUUGAAGGACAGCUGCCUGCAGCAAAUCAAGAUCCAACAGCUUGAAGGGGCUGCAGAAGACCCUGUAUGACAACGAGGAGGUGCAGAGGGCCCGUACCACCCGCUGUCUACAG
Messenger RNA from Lagenorhynchus albirostris (white-beaked dolphin), 1991 nucleotides. RefSeq names its product coiled-coil domain containing 159 (gene CCDC159). Lineage: Eukaryota; Metazoa; Chordata; Mammalia; Artiodactyla; Delphinidae. Bases 1649 to 1948 code for a protein of 99 amino acids. The transcript is spliced from 5 exons. The record is from RefSeq and is a predicted model, not a curated record.